AUGUUCGUCUUUCCCGCCUUUCUGGCUGUCCUCGUCUCGACGUUCAUCGUCGCUGUGCUUUCCGAAGGAAAUGUGACAUGUUCAGGGACUGCUCUGGAUUGGUACUCUGCUCAAACAGGGGAAACCCCUUGCAAGACCUACGAACGAUUACGCCAGAUAUGCAAUUCGGACUUCGAGGUUGGUAUCAUGAAUACUACCCUUCCACCAGAUAUAUGUGACGAGCAAGUCUCGGAUUGUUGCUGCAACUCCGUCGCAUAUGCACUGGCCAUGCUUUGCCUAAAUUGUCAGCAGAAUAUAGGUGGUGGAUCUGGGUAUGAUGCAGCUGUUGGUGACUAUCAACUGUAUUUGGAAGGGUCUCGUACGAACGGGUCAACCUGCACUCCGGUCACAAAUCAAACCCUUUCCACCGCCAUCCAAACUGCUGUCUGCAAUGAGGAAAUCAGGCUUUUCGACAGUCUUUAUUCACUUUUCUGGACUGAUGGUUCGUGGUAUUAUCAAUACACCCAACAAACCAUCAACAAAGCCAUCGCAUCAAAUGACAAUAACACUUUCACUCAUUGCGCUUCAACGACAUUGAAUAAUACUUCUUCGGCCUCAAGUGUCUCUGUCUCAGCGACGUCAAGCCCUAUCAGCUCCAGUUCAUCACAUCUUACCGGAGGUGCAAUUGGUGGAGUUGUCGUGGGUACUAUCGUUGGAGUGGUAGGAGCAGCUCUUAUCGUGUGGUUCUGUUGGUGGAAACGCAAGGAAAGAUCGAAAACCACGAAACCCGAGAAUAAAAUCGAACCAUUCACGCCUCAAGGAGCUGAAACUGAAACUCAUAAUAGACGAGGUAAUGAUCCUGCGGAAACAGCUUUGUCCGAGCUGACUUUUUCUGCCUUUCAUAUUUCAGGUGGAGUCUCUAACUCGUCAAAAUUAUAUCACGACCCAGCUGUUUAUCAAGGGGAACCGUCAGUCAUGAGUUCUCCAUCUCCUCCAGGUGCUGCUGGUCCUUCCUACGCUUCAGCUUACACAGGUUAUCCAAACGGCCUGAUAUCUGCUUACGGGGCCCCGAGCCCACUUUAUCCGCAAUCACCCUCCCAACUCGAUUCGCCUUCGCCUAUAUUAACAGGCUCGUUGCCCACAGAGAAGGGUGCACGACUGUAUUCGAGUGCGGAUCAGCCAACGUCGCCUGUACCGACAACUAUGGGCUCAAUGAGCUCCAGGCCUAUGUUAUCGCCCAGUGGUCAUAGUUAUAAUCAGAGCUUGGGUGCGUUCACGGAGGACAGUGAACGCGAACAGUUGUCAAUAAUGUCAUCGAUACCGGAAAGGCAUAUGGAUGGAGGGCGUAUCCCGGAUGAAAUGCUGGACGGGAGGUUACCUCCUGCGUACGGGGACCAACUCGAUUGA
Messenger RNA from Lentinula edodes (shiitake mushroom), 1386 nucleotides. RefSeq lists its product as uncharacterized. Lineage: Eukaryota; Fungi; Basidiomycota; Agaricomycetes; Agaricales; Omphalotaceae. The coding region runs from base 1 to 1386 and encodes 461 amino acids. The transcript has 9 exons. The record is from RefSeq and is a predicted model, not a curated record.